Messenger RNA from Trichoderma gamsii, 561 nucleotides. RefSeq names its product acetyltransferase. The transcript has 2 exons. The coding region runs from base 1 to 561 and encodes 186 amino acids. Gene Ontology annotation, biological process: N-terminal peptidyl-methionine acetylation. Lineage: Eukaryota; Fungi; Ascomycota; Sordariomycetes; Hypocreales; Hypocreaceae. Gene Ontology annotation, cellular component: NatC complex. Gene Ontology annotation, molecular function: protein-N-terminal amino-acid acetyltransferase activity. The record is from RefSeq and is a predicted model, not a curated record.
AUGGCGGUCUCAUCGGGCAAGCAGCUGCCCGCCGACUUGGAGUAUGUGCAGUAUGAGCACCGACUUGAAGGCCAAUACCUCCCAGCCAUCCGGUCGCUCAUCUCAAAAGACCUGAGUGAGCCCUACAGCAUCUACGUCUACCGGUACUUUCUCUACCAGUGGUCUCAUCUUUGCUUCAUGGCCCUGGACCCCGAGGACGACUCACUCAUCGGCGUCAUCAUCUGCAAGCUCGAGGUUCAUUCAUCGCACUCGCCUCCAACCCGUCGAGGGUACAUUGCCAUGCUGGCUGUGGCCUCACAUUUCCGCGGGCGGGGGAUUGCCACCGCCCUGGUGAAGAAGGCAAUCGAGGCCAUGGUAGACCGCAAUGCGGAUGAGAUUGUGCUGGAGACGGAGGAGACAAACACGCCUGCCAUGAGGCUGUAUGAACAGCUUGGCUUCAUACGAUCGAAGAAGCUGCAUCGAUACUAUCUGAAUGGGAACAGCGCUUAUCGAUUAGUCCUCCUCUUGAAAGCAGUCGAUUCAGAUCGAAGCUCCAUCUAUGAUGAGAGUCAAAUCACAUGA